AUUUGUCAUGAUAAACCCUCACUCAACGCGGCUCAUCGGCUCUCAAUCAGUUCGGUAGCGCCGUGCAAGGAACUAACACCUGUAAGAGCACGGGUCCAACAUGCUCGCCCUCCAGGCAGCCGCGCUGCUGCUGCUGGGCGUGGCCCUGUGCCAGCCGGCCGCCGUGCCCGAGGACCUCAAGCAGUCCAGCGCCCAGGCGCCCGUCCUGGACGCCGUCAAGAACCGCUUCCAGUACCGCAGGCUGGGGUACCUGCCGCCGCCGCCGAGGCCCGGACGCAUGCUCCGCGCCAGCCCCGUGGAGGAGCUGUACGUGGAGCAGAUCCUGGACCACUUCACCGUCACGGACAAGAGGACCUGGCAGCAGCGCUACUUCAAGCGGACCGACAUGUACGAGGACGGCGGCCCGGUCUUCAUCUACAUCGGCGGCGAGAGUCAGGAGGGCGCAUCCCGCCUGGCGGACUUCGGCCUGUAUUUGACCUACAUGGCGCAGCUGCUCCGGGCCAAGACCUACUCCCUGGAGCACCGCUACUACGGCAAGAGCCACCCGCUCCCAGACCUGACCACCGCCAGCCUGCAGUACCUGUCGGCCGACCAGGCCCUGGCCGACCUGGCCUACUUCAUCGAGUUCCUCAAGAAGAGCGGCGAGAUCGAGGACGGGCAGCCCGUGGCCGUGUUCGGCGGCUCGUACCCGGGCAACCUGGCGGCCUGGGCGCGCCAGAAGUACCCCCACCUCAUCAAGACGGCCAUCUCCUCCAGCGCCCCCGUGCACGCCAAGGCCGACUUCGUAGAGUACAUGGAAGUGGUCGGUCGUUCCCUGAACAGAGUGGCAGGCGAGUUCUGCUUCAACAACAUUAAGAAGGCCACGGACAGGGUCGUGGAGCUCCUCAAGACGACCGAGGGCUACGCCACUGUGAAGAAGGUCUUCCGCAUGUCCACCGAGCUCAAGGACAAGCUGGACCUGGACGCCUUCUUCGAGACCCUGAGCAGCCCGUUCGCCGGCGCCGUCCAGUACAACCGCGACCACCCGCCGAAAAGCGUCUACAGCAUCAAGUACAUCUGCAGCUUCAUGGCCGGAGACGACCUGACGCCGGACGAGGCCAUGAGCAAGCUGUCCAAACUGGUGCUCGGCGAGCCCGCGGACCCCAACAAGACGUUCGACUGGUCCUACAAGUCCAGCAUCAAGCAGUACCAGAGGACCGAGUACGUGCAGGACAAGUCAGGCGAAUUCAGCUCGGAUCGCCAAUGGAUUUACCAGACGUGCACUGAGUUCGGAUACUACCAGACCUUCUCCGGGAAGGACAUCCCGUUCCCCUCCGGCUACAACGACAUUCAGUACAGUUACCAGACUUGCAAGGAUCUAUUCGGGGAUGACUUCGACGAGAAACUCAUCACCGGCGCGGUGGAGCGCUCGAACCUGGUGUUCGGUGACCGCUCGCCCGACGUCACCAACGUCCUGUACAUCAACGGCAACGUCGACCCCUGGCACGCACUCGGCAUCCUGCGCAACGUCAGCGCCACCAAGGCCCCGGCCUUCGUCGUGGACGGCGGAUCCCACUGCGCUGACAUGGACUACCCGGACGACACUUCGGACUCCGACGAGAUCAAGGCCGCCCACGAGAUGGUGCACCAGUUCCUCCGCACCACCCUCUACGAGGUGCCCGACGGCCAGCCCGCCGACGGCUAGAGCAGGCUAGCGCGCCCACCCCUCCUGCCCGGCGGUCCAGCGAGUGGACUCGCAGCCGCCAUCCCAGUGACGGAUGUGACGUCAACCCCAGGCUGCGAGUUUGCACCCCUAACUGAACUUGAAUGACAAAUAAACCAAACAAAAGCGA
This is a messenger RNA of Thrips palmi, 1832 nucleotides long. RefSeq names its product putative serine protease K12H4.7. Lineage: Eukaryota; Metazoa; Arthropoda; Insecta; Thysanoptera; Thripidae. The transcript is spliced from 9 exons. Gene Ontology annotation, biological process: proteolysis. Bases 101 to 1684 code for a protein of 527 amino acids. Gene Ontology annotation, molecular function: serine-type exopeptidase activity; dipeptidyl-peptidase activity. The record is from RefSeq and is a predicted model, not a curated record.